This is a messenger RNA of Amborella trichopoda, 1291 nucleotides long. RefSeq lists its product as uncharacterized. The record is from RefSeq and is a predicted model, not a curated record. NCBI's taxonomy places the organism in Eukaryota, Viridiplantae, Streptophyta, Magnoliopsida, Amborellales, Amborellaceae. Gene Ontology annotation, cellular component: cytosol. Gene Ontology annotation, molecular function: protein-folding chaperone binding.
CGGCCUUCCCUUCCCUCCCAUCCCCUCGUUCUUAGGAUCUCAUUCUCUCUGUCUGUCUCUUGCUUUCUCUCUCUACAUUUGUGGCCUGUAAUUGUGUUGUGUGCUGAUGGGCGAUUACUACUCCAUCCUCCUCCUUCCCAAGGACGCCUCUGACGAAGAAAUACGCAGAGCUUACAAGUCUCUGGUCAUGCGAUGGCACCCCGAUAAGAAUCCCCAAAACCGAUUGGAAGCAGAGGCCAAAUUUAAGGCCAUUUCUCAAGCAUAUGAGGUUUUGGGUGACAAAGAGAAGAGGAGCAUGUACUACUCUGGUGGAGGAGAUGGUGGAGAAGGUAUUUCAUCCCCCAAUGAUGAGCCUAUUGUGGAUGAUGAUGACUAUCGGCACCAUCGCCACCGCUCGUACCCUAAGAGUAUGAGUUCGAACAUGAAUGGGAAGCAUCGGAGUGCUGAAAGUGAGUAUGGUACAGCUGAUCGAGUGCCAUCAGCUUCAUUGUCAUCAUCAUCCUGGAGAAAUGGCCAGGUGAGGUGGGCAAUGCACGCGACGACUUUGCCCUCAGCAUUGAGGAGGAAACCGUCUCCUGUGGAGAGGAAGCUGGAGUGCACUUUGGAGGAGCUCUUCUGUGGAUGUGUGAAGAAGAUUCCCAUCUCUAGGGAUGUCGUCCGGGCUAAUGGGAGGAUAGAGAAAGAAGAGGAGAUAUUGAAAAUAAAAGUGAAGCCAGGAUGGAAGAAGGGCACCGAGAUCACCUUUGAGGGCAUGGGUGAUGAGCGCCCCAGUGCACUACCAACUGAUGUGGUGUUCUUGAUUGCAGAGAAGCCGCACCCCUUCUUCAAGAGAGAAGGCAAUGAUCUGGUCUUGGCUAGGGACAUCCCCUUAGUGAAGGCCUUGACUGGGUGCACCCUAUCUGUGCCCCUCUUGGGUGGAGAGAAGAUAAGUUUGUAUUGCAAUGAGAUAAUAUUUCCAGGAUAUGAGAAGGUGAUCAAGGGCCAAGGCAUGCCCAUCCUCAAAGAAAAUGGAAAGAGAGGGGACUUGAGAAUUAAGUUCCAUGUAGAAUUUCCUUCCUCUUUGAGUCCUGAUCAGAGAGUGGCAAUUCAACAGCUCCUCAUUGGCGAAUCAUGAUCUUUUCCCCUCUCUCUUAAGUCAUUGUUGAUAUAUUAAUGAAUUAGUCACAAUGGCCCUUCUUUGUACAUCUUGUAUAAUAUGUGAUGCUUUUGUCAUUAUGGUUUCUCUUUAUUUUUGAUUUUUGAGGGUAUGUUUUUACGGUUUUGUUCUUGAGAUAUUCAAAAUGGGAGGAAA